Nymphaea colorata (pocket water lily) is the source of this 652-nucleotide messenger RNA. RefSeq lists its product as uncharacterized. The coding region runs from base 1 to 525 and encodes 174 amino acids. The record is from RefSeq and is a predicted model, not a curated record. NCBI's taxonomy places the organism in Eukaryota, Viridiplantae, Streptophyta, Magnoliopsida, Nymphaeales, Nymphaeaceae. The transcript has 2 exons.
AUGGUUUACUUUGUUUUUCUUUCCUUUGUUUGGAACUUUAAGAUUGUCGUGCUCAAUCCAUGCCUUCUUUUCUGUUUAAAGCCCUCGGAAGUGCUUCCGGCUCCCGGUGAGCUACCUCGGGGGCGUUUUCUCCAAAGACGAGGGCCGUGCUUGUUAGAGACUAAGGAAAGCAACGGCAGCUGGAACGAGGAGGAGGUUGACGACGACGACGACAACAAUAGUUUUAUAGAGAACGGUGAAGAAGAAGAAGAAGAGGCAAGACUCGAAGAUUUCGUGCCAACCAUCAAAGUGAGAAAGAUGGACGGCCCAUUGCUUAUCAGCACAGUGAUUCAAAAAGAAGUGGCUCUCUCCUCCAACCUUUUUCGUCUGCUUGAGAAUGAACACCUCAGCAUAAUCUUUGAGCAUCAAUGUCCAACAAAAACAAAAGUUCGCAACACAUUUCAGGUGAGAGUGCCCCCCGAAAUGGACAUUGAUGCUUCCAAAGCCAAGCUUGAGGCACGGGGAGAUAGAAAGGAGCCAUGUUAGGGGGAUGAAAAUUUAACAAAUUGGCCUGAAUCUCUCUCGCUGUCGCUCUUUGGUGACCUCUUUUAUAUUGUCUGCUUUUUCAUUGCUUAUUUGCUGCAUGGAACACUAUCUUAUUAACGAAUAUCGG